GAGGGCUGGUAUAUUUGUGCCUGCUGGAGGUGGAAUUAACUGUAAGGAGGAGGAAAAGAUUGAAUGGAUUUACAGGAAGGAUUUCAAGUAAACUCAGGGAAAUACAUUUGCUUGAGCAGUAUAACCUUGGGUCUUGUUUUACACUAAGACCAUACAAGAGAUGUUGAAGUUAUCACUAGGCUGCCGGACAAAUAGAAUUCCAACAGCAAGGUGCAGACCAGCGUAGAUCUGUGAUUCUGACCUCAGGAUUUGUCUUGGAAAGAGUUCAAGCACUGAGAAGAAGGCAGAGCCAGUGAAGAGAACUUGGGAGCUACAGUUUAUCAGAAGACCAGCUUUCGUCAGUUCAAAUAGCCUGAUUAUCAUACAUUCACAUAGGAAUGCAUAGGUUAUUUGAUCGAAUAAAUUUAGCCAGCUCUUGCUACAUCAAUACUGCAAAAGUCCUUAACAACUGUGGAUAAUUAGAAAUCUGAAUUUCAGCUUUCUUAGCAAUCACUACUCUUGACGUAUCUGCAAAUAUCUAAAACAGGAGAAGAAAAUGGACUGAGUAUGUUGUGUUCAGAAACACCACUGUCAUGAAGAAUAGGUAAAUUCGAUUUUACAACUUCACAGCUACUGACAAAGCGUGCCUCCAAGGAACCUGGAUUAUUAUUUCUUUUAAGUGGACAAGAAGGAUUAAAAAUAUCGACUUUUGCUUUUGUACAAAAAUGCAUUGGACCGUAUUUUUAUUUAGGGGUCUUGUGGGCUUCCUCUGGUGCGGCUGGGUUCAAGUGGGUUAUGCAAAAGGAGGUUUGGGAGACAAUCACGUUCACUCCAGUUUUAUUUAUAGAAGACUGCGGAACCACGAAAGACGGGAGAUACAGAGGGAAAUUCUCUCUAUUUUGGGUUUGCCCCACAGACCCAGGCCGUUUUCACCCGGAAAACAAGCGUCUUCUGCACCUCUCUUUAUGCUGGAUCUGUACAAUGCCAUGGCCAGUGAAGAGAACCCUGAAGAGUCGGAAUACUUGGUGAGGGUAUCCCUGGCAGGAGAGGCCAAAGAGGCCAGGAAGGGAUACUCAGCCUCUCCCAAUGGGUAUGCUCAUCGUAUGCAGUUGUCUCCAAGGAUUCCGCUGACUACCCAGAGCCCUCCUCUUGCCAGCCUACAUGAUACCAACUUUCUGAAUGAUGCUGACAUGGUCAUGAGCUUUGUCAACUUAGUUGAAAGAGACAAGGACUUUUCUCAUCAGAGAAGACAUUACAAAGAGUUUCGGUUUGAUCUGACCCAGAUCCCGCAUGGAGAAGCAGUGACAGCAGCUGAAUUCCGGAUAUAUAAGGACAAGAGCCACCAGCGAUUUGAAAACGAGACCAUUAAGAUCAGCAUAUAUCAGAUCAUCAAGGAAUACACAAAUAGGGAUGCGGAUCUUUUCCUGCUGGACACAAGGAAGGCACAAGCUUUGGACGUGGGUUGGCUUGUCUUCGAUAUCACUGUGACCAGCAACCAUUGGGUGAUUAACCCACAGAACAAUUUGGGUCUACAGCUCUGCGCAGAGACAGGGGAUGGACGCAGCAUUAACGUAAAAUCUGCUGGCCUUGUGGGAAGACAUGGACCUCAGUCAAAACAGCCAUUCAUGGUGGCCUUCUUCAAGGCAAGCGAGGUACUUCUUCGAUCUGUGCGAGCAGCCAGCAAACGGAAAAAUCCAAACCGCAAUAAAUCCAGCUCUCAUCAGGACACCUCCAGGAUGUCCACGGCUGGAGAUUAUAACACCAGUGAACAAAAGCAAGCCUGCAAAAAGCAUGAACUCUACGUGAGUUUCCGGGAUCUGGGAUGGCAGGAUUGGAUUAUAGCACCAGAAGGGUAUGCUGCAUUUUAUUGUGAUGGAGAAUGUUCUUUUCCACUUAAUGCCCACAUGAAUGCCACCAACCAUGCCAUAGUCCAGACUCUGGUACAUCUGAUGUUUCCUGACCACGUUCCCAAGCCCUGCUGUGCUCCAACCAAAUUGAAUGCCAUCUCCGUCCUGUACUUUGAUGACAGCUCCAAUGUCAUUUUGAAGAAGUACAGAAACAUGGUGGUACGCUCGUGUGGCUGCCACUAGCGCUAAGGGAUUGUGGGAAUAACAAAACCGAGCUGUAUUAUGUUUAUGACUGCAAUCAAAGGCAGAUAAAUGGGGACUUCCUUAAAAUCAGCCGGGGUCAUUUCAUCUCUCUAUGUAUCAUAUUAUGUAUAUACACUUUUUUUAUUUAUUUAAAAGUGUGUAUUCUCUUUUGGAUGCCUUACCAGUAAAAUCUAUUUUAAAGGUUCCUAUAUUAUGAUAGAUUCCUACUCUCACUUUUGAUGGGGUAUUCUGAGCCCAGUUUAAUUCUAUGUCAACAUUUUCCCAAUACUAUUACAAAUAAUUUUCUAAUAGUAAGUAGAACUCCCUUGACAGUUUAAUAUUGUUGAAGGGAAAUGAAUACAUUUGGUUAUAUUGCACCAGUGAAAACUAAAAUAGUAUAUUUAGAAAUAAAGUUUUAAAAACUAGCAACCCAUUUUUUUUUAAAAAGCAUUGUUUAGCUAAAUAAAAAAUUCCUUUCAGCGCUUAUGCUUUAUUGCUGAAAGCAAAAUGCUGGACUGGAUUUGACUAAACAAAGGGUAGGCAGGACAGACACAGGGGCUGAAGGAGAGCGAAACUGUUUGGACUGCUCUCUUUAGGGGAAUUGGUGCAAGUCCAGGAGCCUACUGCUUCUUGCUUCUGAUUGUUGCAGAUUUUUUUUUUCAGAAGGUCAGAGCUUCAGAAAUUCUUUGACACAGGCUUGAGUCUUGAGUCAAUGUCCACAAGUUCCCAAAAUGACACUAAAAAGCACAGUCCAGCCUCACCUCAGCUGAGCCACCCCUGGCCGUUGUCUCGAACACCGACAGCUACAGUGCUUGUUUC
This is a messenger RNA of Arvicola amphibius (Eurasian water vole), 2888 nucleotides long. RefSeq names its product bone morphogenetic protein 5 (gene Bmp5). Bases 705 to 2069 code for a protein of 454 amino acids. NCBI's taxonomy places the organism in Eukaryota, Metazoa, Chordata, Mammalia, Rodentia, Cricetidae. The record is from RefSeq and is a predicted model, not a curated record. Gene Ontology annotation, biological process: SMAD protein signal transduction. The transcript is spliced from 7 exons. Gene Ontology annotation, molecular function: cytokine activity; growth factor activity. Gene Ontology annotation, cellular component: extracellular region.